UACCUACCUAAAGGCCUAGGUUGGUAGAGUGGGGAUGAAUGUGGAAGAAGGGGGCAUACCGGGCAUAGGGCGCCCAAGCCAGGCCCGAUGGGUGCUUAUGCUCCUCCUGUCCACGACCAUGUAUGGUGCCCACGCCCCACUGUUGGCCUUGUGUCGAAUAGAUGGCCGUGUCCCUUUCCGCCCCUCUUCAGCUGUGCUUUGGACGGAACUGACCAAAUUACUGCUAUCAGCAUUCUCCUUGAUGGCCCGGCGGCAGCCCAGACUGUGGGACACUCUCCCGUGGCGCCAGGCUGCCCCUUUUGCACUCUCUGCACUGCUCUACGGUGCCAACAAUAACCUCGUCAUUCAUCUGCAGCGGUACAUGGAUCCCAGCACCUACCAAGUGAUGAGCAACCUCAAGAUUGGCAGCACAGCUCUCCUUUACUGCCUCUGCCUGAACCGCCGUCUCUCUGCCAGACAGGGGCUGGCCCUGCUGCUGCUGACUGGUGCCGGAGCCUGUUAUGCCGCCGCAGGCCUCCAGGAUCCGCAAGGCCUCCUCCCACCCCCGCCAGCUGCGGCCAUGCCCCUCCAUGUGACCCCCCUGGGGCUGCUGCUGCUGCUCCUCUACUGCCUCAUCUCGGGACUCUCCUCAGUCUACACUGAGCUGCUCAUGAAGAGGCAGCGCCUGCCCCUGGCCUUGCAGAACCUGUUCCUGUAUUCCUUUGGGGUACUUAUGAACUUGGGGCUCUAUGUGGGAGGUGGGCCAGGCCCCGGGCUCCUAGAAGGCUUCUCAGCCUGGGCAGCAUUGGUGGUUCUGAGCCAGGCCCUCAAUGGACUGCUCAUGUCAGCCAUCAUGAAGCAUGGGAGCAGCAUCACCCGGCUCUUUGUCGUCUCCUCUUCCCUGAUUGUCAAUGCUGUGCUCUCAGCUACCCUGCUUCACCUCCAGCUCACGGCUGCCUUCUUCCUGGCCCUCCUGCUUAUUGGACUGGCUGUACAUCUCUAUUAUGGAGGCCGGUAGAGCCAGAGGGCCUGCCCUCUGCAGCUACUUGGCCCUCCAGUGCUAUUAAUGCAGGCUCAGUAUUACUGUGGUCAACAUUGUCCUUUCCAGUAACAGGGACUCACCUCUUGGAGAAGGUGCUUCUCUUCUUCCUUGUUGGAGUUGGAAGGCCCAUCAGAAUGGGGGCCGCAGGGGGAGAGAGGAGGUGUUAGCUUUAGGAGCGAUUCUAGUCUUAUCUUAUCCUCUUUCUACCUAUCUGCUGACUCUUAAAUGACUGCACGUCUUCCUUCUCUAGUGGCUUUAGCCUGCUAUUUCCUCCUGCUAGUCCCAGCCAGAAACCCUGAUAGAAGUGCCUUUGAGAGGAGAGGGCUGCAGUCAGAUCCAGGGAAUUCCCUGGUAGAAGGAAGAGGCCUGAAGCAGAACUGAGUUUUUGCUAUGGAAACACUAUUGUUGGCUUAAAUUUGUCCCCCAGGUUCUGAUGACUCCUGUCUGCUCCCUUCAUUGUAUAGAGCAAAGGGGAAUCAGUUAGGGAUUCUGUCUCUAUCAGCUGCUGCCUGGAAGAUCUGAGGCUUAGCUCUCACUGUAUCAGUCCUAAUGUCCCAAGCAGUGAGCUACUCUUCUCUUCACUCCAUCCCUCCUGCCCUGGUCAUUUAAACUCCAGCCUGGAUUACUGAGAUGUGAGCUCUGGAAACUAGCCAGAGUUAGGCAACAGAAAGUCUUUUCCUGUUUUGAGUAUGAGUAUUUUGUUCCCAUAGGUAAUACUUGCUUUUCUAAUAUGUCUCUUGUCUAGACUAGAAAUGGGCUUAUUCUAAGUCUUUUUCCACUUUAUUCACUCAGACCCUACAGCAAUCACCAAAAAGCCAAAAUGUUGGAGGCAACUUUGACCUCCUGUGUCCCAUCCCAAUCUUUCUGAAAAGUUCUGCCAGUGCCACAGUCCAUAUUGUCUGGCAACUCUUAUCAAUCGGGUGUGUCUCUUCCCUCUCCCCCCACCGGCUCCCACACCCAAUAACCUCCUGUAAUUACAGAGGGAAACUCAACUCUUCCCCUCUAUGCUGCUGAUCUUCCAGAGUCAUGACUGAGUCUCCUUUAUCAAACCAGAGAUGAGCAUCACAGGUUCAGAAGAAAUGGUACUUGCCCUCUCUUAUGGCCCAUAUGCUUUUGUUGCAGUCUGGAGGGCUCUCAUCAGCUCUGUUGCUCUAUACUCCUGGAUUCUGCUCUUGCCAGGAAAUCUUGGCCCUCAGUUUGGCCACUUUUCCUAUGAUAUUCCCUUAAUUCCUAGUAAGCCAGAAACUCCUUUUCAGGAGUAUUUAGACUAGGGCAUGUAGGAUUUUUCUAUAGCUCAAAUCAGUGUCUCCUUCAUUGUAUAAGCAAUAAGGUCUCAAUAAAAUGUAUUUGGGAGUAGGGAUUUCCCUACCAUCUGCCGUGC
This is a messenger RNA of Sarcophilus harrisii (Tasmanian devil), 2402 nucleotides long. It is a transcript of the gene SLC35A4, whose product is annotated as solute carrier family 35 member A4. The record is from RefSeq and is a predicted model, not a curated record. Bases 35 to 997 code for a protein of 320 amino acids. Gene Ontology annotation, molecular function: pyrimidine nucleotide-sugar transmembrane transporter activity. NCBI's taxonomy places the organism in Eukaryota, Metazoa, Chordata, Mammalia, Dasyuromorphia, Dasyuridae. Gene Ontology annotation, cellular component: Golgi membrane. The transcript has a single exon. Gene Ontology annotation, biological process: pyrimidine nucleotide-sugar transmembrane transport.